This is a messenger RNA of Aptenodytes forsteri (emperor penguin), 3178 nucleotides long. RefSeq names its product cell division cycle 16 (gene CDC16). The record is from RefSeq and is a predicted model, not a curated record. The transcript has 16 exons. Gene Ontology annotation, molecular function: protein binding. Lineage: Eukaryota; Metazoa; Chordata; Aves; Sphenisciformes; Spheniscidae. Gene Ontology annotation, biological process: cell division. Bases 495 to 1844 code for a protein of 449 amino acids.
CCACAAGAUAUCUACUGGUUGGCCCAAUGUCUUUACCUAACAGCUCAGUAUCAUAGGGCAGCACAUGCCCUUCGAUCGCGUAAGUUGGAUAAGUUAUAUGAAGCAUGUCGCUACCUUGCAGCUAGAUGUCAUUAUGCUGCAAAAGAACAUCAGCAGGCCCUGGAUAUUCUUGAUAUGGAAGAGCCAAUCAACAAAAGACUUUUUGAAAAGUACUUGAAGGAUGAAAGUGGACUGAAAGACUCCACCACAGACUGGGAGAUGUCACAAUCCUCUGGAGCCCAUUUGAUUUGUGCUCAAAACCAAAUUGCAAACAUUGAUUCAGUCUUUGACCUCCAGCCCUGCUUUUCCACCAGAUCAAGAGCUCUAUAUGCCUUUUGCGAGGGAAGAUCUAUGAUGCUUUGGAUAAUAGAACCCUAGCAACAUACAGCUACAAAGAGGCCUUGAAGCUUGAUGUUUACUGCUUUGAAGCAUUUGAUCUUUUAACAUCGCACCAUAUGCUGACGGCACAAGAAGAAAAAGAACUUCUUGAAUCUCUACCUCUUAGUAGACAAUGUACAGAAGAAGAACAAGAACUGCUUCACUUUUUAUUUGAGAAUAAAUUGAAAAAGUAUAAUAAACCCAGUGAAACGCUGAUUCCUGAAUCAGUAGAUGGUCUUCAGGAAAACCUGGAUGUGGUAGUAUCCUUAGCUGAAAGACAUUAUUAUAACUGUGAUUUCAAAAUGUGUUACAAGCUUACUUCGGUAGUGAUGGAAAAAGAUCCUUUCCAUGCAAAUUGUUUACCUGUGCAUAUAGGGACACUCGUGGAGCUUAAUAAAGCAACUGAGCUUUUCUAUCUUUCUCACAAACUGGUGGACUUGUACCCAAAUAAUCCUGUGUCAUGGUUUGCAGUAGGAUGCUACUAUCUCAUGGUGGGCCACAAAAAUGAACAUGCCAGAAGGUAUCUCAGCAAAGCUACUACACUUGAGAGAACCUACGGACCUGCAUGGAUAGCAUAUGGACAUUCAUUUGCAGUUGAGAGUGAGCAUGACCAAGCAAUGGCUGCAUACUUCACAGCUGCACAGCUCAUGAAAGGGUGUCAUUUGCCGAUGCUCUAUAUCGGACUGGAAUAUGGUUUGACCAACAACUCAAAAUUAGCUGAAAGGUUUUUCAGCCAAGCUUUAAGUAUUGCACCUGAAGAUCCUUUUGUUAUGCAUGAAGUUGGAGUAGUUGCAUUUCAAAAUGGAGACUGGAAAACUGCAGAAAAGUGGUUUCUUGAUGCACUGGAAAAAAUCAAAGCUAUUGGAAAUGAGGUAACAGUUGAUAAGUGGGAGCCUUUAUUGAACAACUUAGGACAUGUCUGCAGAAAACUCAAGAAAUACGAAGAAGCACUGGAAUACCAUCGCCAGGCUCUAGUACUAAUUCCUCAAAAUGCUUCUACUUACUCUGCCAUUGGCUACAUACAUAGUCUAAUGGGCAAUUUUGAAAGCGCAAUCGACUAUUUUCAUACGGCCCUUGGUCUUAGGAGGGAUGACACAUUUUCAGUCACAAUGCUUGGACAUUGCAUAGAAAUGUAUAUUGGUGAUUCUGAAGCCUACAUUGGAACAGAGAUCAAAGACAAAUUAAGAUGUUAUGACUUUGAUGUACACACAAUGAAGACAUUAAAGAACAUAAUUUCACCUCCCUGGGAUUUCAGAGAAUUCGACAUAGAAAGACAAACUCUGGAUGAAAGUGGCAUAGUAACAUUAGAGACGUCACAUCAAAGGAAAAGUACAGAUACCAGUCGCCCAUUGGAAGAAACGUUUGAGAUUGAAAUGAAUGAAAGUGAUAUGAUGUUAGAAACAUCAAUGUCAGACCAUAGUACGUGACCAUAAACGCUGGUAGAGAGCUCAUUUUGUCCAAGUGUAAUAUGUUUGUUUUAGCAUUUUUGUUAUGGUGUUAUAAUUUCAAGAAUUUGCUAUUUUUAUAUGAAUUCAAACUACUACUCUACUUAACACCGGAGAAAUAAUGCUUGCCUUAAGGAUGAUUAAAAAGUAUACAUGAUGGACUAUUUCUACAAAAUUAAUCAUACAUGAUGAAGUAAAAAAUAAAAUCACUUUUUUUUUAAAAACUGUUUACUGAUCCAUGUGUCUGCCAUUAGUAAGACUGUGAAAGUUUAAAAGUAGUACUUUACAUGGAACCAUUAACAAUGUUGUUAAAUUGAAUAGCCAGUCUAAUAUAGUAGCAUUGUGGCUUCUGAGUUUUCAUCCUGUCUGUGAGGAAUGCUUUCUUAGUAAAUAGACCAAAAAAAAUCCAUGAAGUUUUACACUUACUACUUUAUAAACAUGUAUUCCUUUAAGGAGCAAUUUCAGUGGUUUUCCAUCAUUUGACUCUAAUUUGGCAUACAUUAAAUUGAUGACAAAGCAUGUUACUUUGUUAUACUUUCUCCUAGUUAUUAAUUUCACUUCUUUAUCAUUCUAUAUUGUAUUACUGAAAGAUCAUUUAAGAACUGCUUUCGGUAAGCUGACUAAACAAACUUGAAUGGCAUAAACAUUAAGAUAAAUCAGUCUUACCUGCAAUUAGAGUUACAAUAAAGUUGCAAGCCACAGUGUACUACUGUAGGGACCGCAGUCAUUCUCUUGACACAUAGUUGUUUUGUCAAUGCAAAGGAUUAACUGAAUAAUACACACACAAUGUUUUUACAAGUCUCUAAAGUGUGGUAUUUUUAUGUCAUUGGUUCACUGAAAAAUGAAGAAGUAAAGCGUAUGCCUCUGAAACAGAAGCAGUGAUUUCUCCAUCCUCUAAACAGGACAGGUCUGUUUGCCUUCUUAGCAUGAAUGCUGAACGUAUUUUGUGUAAAUUUUUCCCUUCCCUUCUCUUCUUGCCUUUUCCACAUGUCACUGUGUGGGGCUUAAAAUUAAAAACUUAAUGCUACAGCCUGUCAUAAUAUUUUCUUCUGUGACUUCCAUCUAAGUUUGGGCAUUUAAUGUUUAGGAUAGAUUUCCUGAAGUUUAGCAGUCCAGACUUUAGUGUGAAGUACUUCAGAACUCAAGAACUAGCAAUUUUUCUGUAGACAAAGAUUUUUCAUGAAAUACAAAAAUUAUUUUUGUUGUAGUCAGCUAAAUAAAAUCAUUGGUCUAAAAUGUAAUUUCUACACUCUAUCUCAGUACAUUUGUGUUAAUAUUUAAACAUGUAUUUUCAAUUAUACUUGUAGCAUAAAACA